Messenger RNA from Neltuma alba, 2299 nucleotides. RefSeq names its product auxin efflux carrier component 6-like. The coding region runs from base 103 to 1785 and encodes 560 amino acids. Gene Ontology annotation, biological process: auxin export across the plasma membrane; auxin polar transport. The record is from RefSeq and is a predicted model, not a curated record. The transcript is spliced from 7 exons. Gene Ontology annotation, cellular component: endoplasmic reticulum; plasma membrane. Lineage: Eukaryota; Viridiplantae; Streptophyta; Magnoliopsida; Fabales; Fabaceae. Gene Ontology annotation, molecular function: auxin efflux transmembrane transporter activity.
AGCUAAGCUCACGCCAGCAAGCUCUUUAUAUUUCGUUCACUUUCCUCACUCACAGCUGAAGUCACAUCGUCGUCGUCGUCCUUCUCCAGCGAAGCCGAAAGGAUGAUAACAGCAGAUGAUUUCUACCACGUCAUGUGCGCAAUGGUUCCUCUAUACUCGGCAAUGCUCUUGGCCUAUGCUUCUGUUAAAUGGUGCAAGAUAUUCACCCCCGACCAAUGUUCUGGCAUCAAUCGCUUCGUCGCUGUCUUCGCCGUCCCCGUCCUCUCCUUCCAUUUCAUCUCCGACAACAACCCCUACCAAAUGGACUCCAAAUUCAUUAUUGCCGACACCAUCUCCAAGCUCCUCGUCCUCCUCUUCCUCUCUCUCUGGGCCAUCUUCUUCUCCUCCGGCACCUUGGAUUGGCUCAUCACCCUCUUCUCCCUGGCCACUUUGCCCAACACUCUCGUCAUGGGCAUCCCUUUGCUCCAAGCCAUGUACGGUCCCUUCACCCAGUCCCUCAUGGUUCAGCUUGUCGUGCUUCAGUGCAUCAUAUGGUACACUCUCCUGCUGUUUCUGUUUGAAUACAGAGCUGCAACCCAUUUGAUCCACACCCACUUUCCUGGCCCUACUGCUGCUUCUAUAACCCAAUUCGAGAUCGACGGUGACGUCAUAUCCCUCGAUGGGCGCGACGUGCCCCUUCGAACGGAUUCCGAAACCGACAACCAUGGGCGUAUCCGUGUGAGGAUUCGACGGUCCACAUCGUCAGCCCCUGACUCCGUAUUGUCUUCGUCCAUAGGCCUCACGCCCAGACCCUCCAACCUGUCCAAUGCCGAUAUCUUCUCCAUCAACACGCCACUUCAGCUGCAUGAGUUUCACGGAGCUGCUUCUGAGGCAACGGCGGCUGGAGUUGGUCAUGAUAUCGUGUUUGGCCAUGGCGAUCUGGGAUUCGGGUACCUGUCCGCCAGCCCUCAGUUGUCCGGGUACGCGUCGUCGGAUGCGUACUCCCUCCAGCCGACGCCACGGCGGUCAAAUUUUAACGAAUUGGAGGCCGCAACGACGAUGAGCACGCCGGUAUGGGCAAGGUCCCCGAUUUCCAGUGGGAGGAUGUGCCGGCAGUCACCGAUGGCAUUUCCAGGGGCGAGGGUGGUGUGCGAGUCGCCGCCAGGAAAGCAUCAGGACGGAGAUAGACAAGGAUGCAAAGACAUUACUGGAUCGGCUUCAGAGAAGGAGAUAAGUUUCAGGGACUGCAGCAAAAUGCCGACGGCGGAAGAAGCGGGUGGGGCCAAAGAAGCCCAGGCAAUGCCAGGGGCGGUGGUGAUGAUGAGACUUAUAAUGGUGGUGGUUGGGAGGAAACUCUCCCGAAACCCUAAUACAUAUUCUAGUGCGCUGGGCCUUCUUUGGUCUCUCAUCUCCUUCAAAUGGAACGUGGACAUGCCAAGUCUGGUCAAAUCCUCCAUCAAAAUAAUUUCGGAUGCGGGCCUCGGGAUGGCCAUGUUCAGCCUAGGGCUGUUCAUGGCGCUUCAGCCGAGGGUGAUAGCGUGCGGCUCAAAAAGAGCAGCCAUGGCAAUGGCAAUCCGCUUCAUCGCAGGGCCGCUGGUAAUGUCUGCCGCUUCCAUUGCGGUCGGAUUGACAGGACCCAAACUCCAUACUGCUAUUGUGCAGGCUGCUCUGCCUCAAGGCAUCGUGCCAUUUGUGUUUGCUAGAGAAUAUGGGCUCCACCCUGAUAUCUUGAGCACUGGGGUCAUCUUUGGCAUGCUAGUUUCCUUGCCCGUAACGCUGUUAUACUACAUCGUUCUCGGCCUCUGAUUCUGGAAAGGACACAAACUAGAGCUGGAAGAAAAGACAUAACUAGCGUGCAUUUAUCGUGUUUGGGUGGAUGGACAGGGAAUAAAGGAGCAGAAAAGCAUAAUAAGCCUAGGAGAGUAGCUAGCUGGGAGCUGUGGAAAGUAAUACCCAAAAGGCUUUACAGGUCGCUCUAUAAUUGUGUCUGGCGACACCGACAGUCACUAGUUAAUUAUGGGCCAUGAUUUCGGGGUUUAAGAAGACAGAAAUGGAGGGUUUCCAUUAUGGUAGUAACCACCGGCGGAGAAGGUUGACCUCAGCUGGGUGAAACAGUAGGCUUGAAAAGGCCUAAAAGGGCUUUGAGGAUGUGACAAGAUGACGCACGCAUGCCGCAGCUUAAGUUUUCCUGCAUUUUCAAGGGGGCAAUACAUAUCCUAGUGGCAGCCGAAAGGGAAAGAUGUAUCAUCAUUAUUCAUUAUUAUAGAACCACACCUGCUUUCUGCUCGCAGGUUUCUACAUUUUGCUCUUCCCACUGCAA